UUGAUAUCGAAACAAAAUGUCAAAAUUCUUUAGACUUUUUCGAGGAGUAACAGUCAAAGAUGUUGGAAAUCAAGCUAUUUUGGCAGACUAUGGUCAAAUGUUGAAUUGUCUGCUGGAAAUGUCAAAAAGCAACAAUGCGCUUCAAAACUUGUAUCAGUCUCUACGGAAAAAUAUAAUGUACAGCAAAGAAAAGCUCCAAUACUCGGAAGAUUUGAUGGAAAUGAUUGCAGAUAAGUUCGAAGGUAUGGACGAAUUACUAGGACGUGUUAGUGAAAUUCUUCGCGUCGAGGAAGACGUAAUGCGACAAAAGAAGGAGUUGUUGAGAAAGAUGAGAGAAGACGUCGCUGAUUCCAAAUUCCGCCUUUUGUCAAUGAAAAAGCCAGAGCUGGAAAAGUACAUGAAAUUAGCCGAGGACCAGGCUGUUCCGAGUAUAAGCGGAUUUGUCCGCGAGGAACGAGAACAGCUAGAGCAACGGCUUGUUAGCGCCAAGAUUGCUGUAAAUGAUUAUAUAGAACGAAACUUUGACGACCAAGAGGCGUAUACUGAUAUACAGCUUUACAGGGAAUUCUUGCAACAGGAACACAACAAUCACAUGCUAGUGAUUCUGAAUGAGUUCGGAUCCCUGAAAAAGAAGCGAACUUUUCUUCUAAGAAAUCCAGUGUUUAAUGAUAAUGAAGGGAAGAAAGAUUUGCUGCAUUUGUUCAGGGUACCACAAGAAGAACUGGAAGCAACCCAAAAGGAAUGCACUUCAAUGGGACAAAUGAAAGAGGCAUUAACUGAACGGAUCCGAGAGCAGCGGCUUACUAAAUCCGCGAUAGCGGAUUCAAACCAAGAGAUUCUGAAGAAGCUUCUGAAUGAGAAAGAUACCGUCAUGAAGUUAAACAUCCCCUACAAAGUCAAUCAACAGCAGGAAGUAGGAUUGAAUGUUAUAAUGUCGAUAUAAAUAAAUGGAAUGUAUCGUU
This is a messenger RNA of Saccostrea echinata, 962 nucleotides long. RefSeq lists its product as uncharacterized. The transcript is spliced from 6 exons. NCBI's taxonomy places the organism in Eukaryota, Metazoa, Mollusca, Bivalvia, Ostreida, Ostreidae. Bases 17 to 943 code for a protein of 308 amino acids. The record is from RefSeq and is a predicted model, not a curated record.